Messenger RNA from Ictalurus punctatus (channel catfish), 5328 nucleotides. It is a transcript of the gene rbm14a, whose product is annotated as RNA binding motif protein 14a. Gene Ontology annotation, cellular component: cytosol. Gene Ontology annotation, molecular function: mRNA binding; zinc ion binding. NCBI's taxonomy places the organism in Eukaryota, Metazoa, Chordata, Actinopteri, Siluriformes, Ictaluridae. The record is from RefSeq and is a predicted model, not a curated record. Bases 103 to 1587 code for a protein of 494 amino acids. The transcript is spliced from 4 exons.
GUUAUUUGUUUCAACACGAACUUGUAUGAGGAGCAACAUCCGCCAACCGGAUAUCGGAUAUGAAUCAUUUCGUGCGGAGUUAGGUUUUUUUUGCUUGGCCCAAUGGACGACAGCAGUGUGGUGAAGCUCUUUGUUGGGAAUCUGGCAUUGGAAACAACACAAGAUGACCUAAUAGCACUUUUUGCCCCUUAUGGAAAGCUGGAGACCAUUACUUUACUGAGGCAGUUUGCCUUUGUCCAUCUGCAGGGAGAAGGGGCUGCUGACUAUGCCAUCCGUGGUCUGAACGGUAUAGAGUUUCGUGGUCGCACCCUUGUUGUCGAAGAGUCUCGAGGAAGGCCUCAGAACUCUAUCAAAGUAUAUGUGGGGAACCUGAGUGCUCUGUGCACUACUGAUGAACUGCACGAACUGUUCUCUCGUUUCGGCAACGUCUUGGAGUGUGAAAAAGUGAAAACCAAACCCAACUCCUCAGUAGGUUAUACUUUUAUACACAUGGAGCAUCAAGAAAAUGCAGAGAGCGCCAUCGAGGCCCUCCACGGAACCUCCUACAUGGGCCGUCCACUCUCUGUGGAACUCUCAAAAGUCCAGCAAGCUAAGCCAGCCGCCAUGUCCAAGGUGCCGUGUGCACGUUGCGGGACACAGGGACAUUUCGCAGGUGAGUGUCCCACCAGGCCGCCCAUGGAGCACCACCAGAGUCAGGCAGCCGUGCUUGCUGCUGCUGCCGCCGCCGCUGCUGGACUUCCGAUUCAAGUACAACAGAGCGUGCACAACUCUUUCUUUAACACCAACACCUCUGAUCCGACAUACGCAGCCCUAAAGGGUCUGACUGAAGCCAGUGGGUCAAGUGGUAAGCCAGUCAGCGCUGCAGUUUAUGGCGCCCUGGCAAGUCAAGUGUACGGGGCUGUGGCUGAUCAGGUCGUUAGCCAGGGAACAGAUGAUUCAGGCUACCCAGCUGCAGGAGAGACACCAUCAGCCACCGCAACCAUGAACCCUGCCUAUGGAACAAACUCCUCGGCAUAUGCAGGCCCUGCCUAUGGGACCAUGGGUGGGGCGGAGCCUGACCCGCAAGCCGUAUUUGAAGCCGCUCGGCAGCGAUUCAUCGAGCAGGGCCAGCAAGUGUUGGCUGAGCAGCAGGCCAUUACCAAAUCAGACCGGGACCGGAGCCCAGUGAGACGUUCUGCACUGUUACCCGACCCUGUUCCUCAGCCGAUCAGUGCGGCGAGACCCAAACGCCGUGCUCUGCUGCCCACACCGCCUGGAGGACCCGAACUGCCUGCUAUUAAAGAGGGAGACCCUAUUGCGAGGUGCUAUGCAGAGUAUGUCCAGCAGUACCAACAGUACCAGCAAUACCAUCAGUACCAUCAGUAUCAACAGUACCAGUACUACUAUCCACCACCGCCGCCGCCCCCACCACCCCAGAUGCCCACCAUGCCCAUGCCACCUACAGGGCCGAUGGAUGCCAAUCACUUGGCGGCUCCUGGAACCGGCGCAUCUCCAAGAGCGUAUGAGCCACCUCCACCACACAAGGAUCCCCACCUCCGCAAUCCUGACUACUCCCACCACCACAUGCCAGAGCCCACAUACCGAUAGUGUGUGUGUGUGUGUGUGUGCGCGCGCGCGUGCAUGAGAGAGAGAUAGUGAGUGUGUGUGUGUGCGCGCGUGUUUGUGUGUGUGUGCGCGAGAGAGAGAGUGCCUGUGUGUGUGUGUGCGCGUGCGUGUCUGUUGUGUGGUUGAUGGUGCUGAAUGUGUGUGGCAGUGUUGGUCCUUCUUUAUAAGUGAUAAGGAGAGGGAUGCAUUUAAAUCUUUUCAUUAGCUUUAUGCACCAAACUUGUGUUAUUGUUUGAUUAGUCUAUUAAUUAGACAUCUUAUAAGUUUAAACAAAUUUGUUGUGCCUAAUCUGACACCAGCCUAUUCCAGGAGCCUUGUGAAUCUCUGAUAAACAGCAGAUGAUACAGUUUUGAGCACAGAGCUUAACAUUUGGCUGACUGGUGGAGGAAAGGCUAAUUAUUUAGAGAUGCCUCUCCAAGAUCUAUGUGCUGUAGUUGUAAGUAAGUACAUUUUCAUUUUAAGGAACCAACAUUAACGUUUGCAUGAAGGCAGUAGUGGGAAUUUGAAAUACAAAGGGGACCUGCGUGGAUGAUGGUUGUGUGUGUGUGUGUGUGUGUGUGUGUGUGUGUGUGUGUGUGUCUUUUAAUAUGCCAGAUUGUUGAGAGAAAACAUUUUCACUUGCCACAGCGCCACACAUUCACACAUCAGAUCACCUUCUGUUCCAAAUGGGUGGGAUUUGGUUUUGGGCAAAGACGUGCUCCAUCAAUAUCAGCUAAAUAACACAGUAGAACUUGAUGUAUUUCAGCCCAUUACACACAGCCUGAGGGCACAUAAGAGCAUGACCUGCUCUCAGCAUGAACCUCAACUCUGAUUAUAAAAUUCAUCUGUUGGAAUAAGGCUAGGCUACAAAAACGGACAGCUAGUGUUUGUUAGUCUAUCUAGCAUUCAUCAGCCAAAAAAACAAGACUUUUGACUAGUGUAUACUCAUGCAUAAUAUUUAGUUGUUUUCCUGUUAUUUCCAUAUCUUCAGGACUAUAAAGGAAUCAACUGCCAUUCCUAGCUUUCUAUCCCUUAUAAUGUGUUCAGGCGGUUAGUGAUGGUUAAUCUCAUGACUUUUGUUUUUUGUUUUUUUUUUUGUUUGUUUUUUUAUUGUGAAAGACAGCAAAGCCCCUCCUCUUUCCUGCCCCUUGCGAUUAUUAUUCAUUCCUCUACAUCUUGAGUCCCCACUUUUUUUCAUCACAGUACAUUUUAGACUGCUCAUUUAGUUGGUAUGAUUUUGAGGCUGUAAGGUCUAUUGCAUUAGGCCUCCAGUUGAUUUUGAGUUUGAGAAUAAAAUACAGUGAAUAUAAAUAUCUGAUGUAUUUUUGUUCAAAAGAAAAUGUGAUAAACCAUUGGAUAAAGGUUUCAGGCAGUUUGAAUUAAACUCUGUUCAAUUCAAAAUUUAAUUGGCUUCCCUCCUUUCAAAUCAGGUUCCCUAAAAAGCAGUGUAUUUGAUACUUUUUGGUUAAGUGAUUUGUUCUCAUUUGAUUCAAACCUGCCUAUUUAACCUAGCGACUAGAGGAAGGAGUCUACAUGAGGUUUUCAUAACAUCUGACAUGUAAUGUUUUAAUAAAUGAGUUCAACUCUGCCAGUGCAUUUUCUUUCAAUUUCUGCAUAAAUUGCAGUCAAGAGCUCAUUGGUUAUUACUGUAGGGUUUUGGGCUCAGAUGUUAUGGAGAGUGUUGUAGCAUUCCUUCAGUGUGCUUUACAGACCUCAGUAAAAUUAUUGUAAUGAAAAAAAAAAAGGCAGAGAAAGCUCUCUUUAUUUAAUGAUUUUAUGUCCUCUUUCCUUUAGAAUGCACCUCAGACUGUCUUCAGUCUUUCAUUCCAACGCUGAGAGAUGGUGGGGUACUCGCACAAACACAAACACACACAUGCACAACAUGGUCUCACUGACCUCUAUUGGCCUGGAUACAGCAAACCUUUUGUAACAUAAUAGGCAACAGAUUGAAAUGACCUGUAGUAAUUCGAUUAAGGAUUACCAUUUGUAUUUUUCAGUUUAUUAUGUUAGGGGGUUGCUUUUGUUGUGUGUAAUUAACACAUUUCUGAAAGACACCUGAUAGAAAGCUUGCAGUGCCUCCUAAGUGUAUCCAGGCCCUGAUGUUUACAAGACUCAAAAGGCAGAUAUUAUAUUGGAGUGGUCAUUGUUUUCACUCAUAACCUUUAGUGGAAUGGUGAUGGAAGGGUAGCUCUUUAUAGUGCAUCAGGCUUCCACACAUUAACGCUAAAUGUCUGUAAAUUUUUGCUAGAAAUAGUGCAUGACUGGUUACUCGUACUGUUCUUCCAGCCACAUUUUCCCUUUUCGCUAACUACAGCUAAAAUGGCUCCCGGGCCUCAGGACGCCAAGUUGCACAUGACGGGGGAAGAGAAUUAGAGUCCCACAGUGGCAUGGAUGCACUCCCCAGAAAGGUAAAGCCCUCUGGCCCCAAUCACGCUUGCACCUUGACCAUACACCACUUCCCCUAAAUCAUCUGCUCCAACUCAGCUCAGAUCCAUCUUCUGGCUGAAGAACUGGAACAAAAAAAAAUGAUGGGGCUGUAACAGUGCCACAGCUUAGGGUUAAAUAAAAUGGCAGUUUUUUACAAGCAGAGAAACCAAGUCAUUUAGCUCAGGCACACAAAGUACCCCACAUGAUCUUGGUUUGGUUGUCUGCAAAUGUUCCUUUUUUUUAAUUUUUUUUUUUUUUAAAACAUACAAUUUUACAUGGUUAAAGCCCCAGUGGCACAUCCAUUCAGAAGUUAUCAUAACCGUUGUAUUGUUUUUGAGUUCAGAAUUUAUGACCGUGUCUUACAAGACACCUGCUCACAGAAAUCCUUUAUAAAGAACAUGGGAACAUGUGAGAUCAGGGUAAAUUGAAUUGUUGGCUUGUUCUGUGGCAUUUCGUGUUUCUUUUAAGCAUUUUCAGUAAGACGAGACGAGAAGCGUGCACACGCUCACAACUGAGGUUCCUUGGCUGUGCUUUGAACUGUUAAGAAGACAGCACAGCUUUAAGGGGGUGCAGUGCAAUCCAAAAGGAAAGAGGUGGGGCUGUCGCCUGGUAGGUGAGUAACCAGUGCGCCACUGUCCCACUCAAACCUAUCCCUGCCCUCAAACCCAAACACUUCACAUGCCCCAUCACGCCACCCUUUAAAUGUUCUGUACAUCUCCAACUUCAAGCACAUGCCUCAGGGAACGAGUUCACCUACAGAAAGUAGUCAUGACCAGAGUUGCGUGUGAAGACUGAUGCAGAAAUUUAAAUGACUUAAAAAGAUUUGUUUAAAAACCUUUUGAAAAGGAUUCGGUUGGGUACCUGGAGUUCUGACUGGACCAGAGUUUAGACCUUGUAACUCGUCGUUAAAUAGAUCAUGUCCAACCUCUCUUGAUUUUACAGUUUAACAGUACAUGAGUGAAGCUUGAUGUCAGUUUUGAUAGUUAAAAUUUGUGUUUCCUCAUUGUCCAUGAUGUAUUUGCAGCUUCUACUUCGUAUUUCUUUCACUGAUGACGUGUGUGUGUGUGUGUAUAUAUGCUGUGAUUUGAACAACAUGCGCCAUUUUCUGAGUGUGGUUUGCACACGUAAAGCAUUGCUUUUGAUUAAUUUAGGUCACAAAAUAAUUAUUCAGGGAGUAUGCUUUAGUUGAGCUAAAUGCUACCACUUUUACUGAGAUUGGUUUUAUUCUUUUGCUACUGUCCCAGCAAAAAUAAUGUCAAGUCUUUGUAGUCCUUCUCUAAUCUUGUAAAACUAAAUUAAAUGCAUUUAUAAAAACCA